Lasiodiplodia theobromae is the source of this 1179-nucleotide messenger RNA. RefSeq names its product Chorismate synthase protein. Gene Ontology annotation, cellular component: cytosol. The record is from RefSeq and is a predicted model, not a curated record. Lineage: Eukaryota; Fungi; Ascomycota; Dothideomycetes; Botryosphaeriales; Botryosphaeriaceae. Gene Ontology annotation, molecular function: chorismate synthase activity; FMN binding. The transcript has 4 exons. Bases 1 to 1179 code for a protein of 392 amino acids. Gene Ontology annotation, biological process: aromatic amino acid biosynthetic process; chorismate biosynthetic process.
AUGUCAACAUUCGGGAAACACUUUCGUGUAACGACCUAUGGCGAAUCCCACUGCCACUCGCCGCAGCUGACGCGGCGGCGGCCGGGCCAGAGCGCGCUGUCGACGCCGCGCGACGAGAAGGACCGCAUCGAGAUCCAGUCGGGCGUCGAGUUCGGCGUCACGCUGGGCACGCCCAUCGGCAUGCGCGUGCGAAACGAGGACCAGCGGCCCGCCGACUACGGCAACAGCACCAUGGACGCGUAUCCGCGGCCCAGCCACGCCGACUACACGUACAUGGAGAAGUACGGCGUCAAGGCCAGCAGCGGAGGCGGGAGGAGCAGCGCCCGCGAGACGAUCGGCCGCGUCGCCGCCGGCGCCGUCGCCGAAAAGUACCUGCGGCAAGCCCACGGCGUCGAAAUCGUCGCCUUCACGCUCUCGGUCGGUCCGGAAGCGCUCUUGGCCCCAUCCGCCGCGCACCCAACGCUGUCGUCGCACCCGGACUUCCUCGCGCUCCUCGACACCGUCGACCGCGCCGCCGUCGACGCCAGCCCGGUGCGCUGCCCCGCCCUGUCGGACGCUGCCGCCGCCACCGGCGCGCGCAUGGCUGCCCUGAUCGCCGCCCGCCGCGACGCCGCAGACAGCGUCGGCGGCACCGUGGCGUGCGUCGUGCGCGGCGCGCCGGCCGGCCUCGGCGAGCCGUGCUUCGACAAGCUCGAGGCGGCGCUGGCGCACGCCAUGCUGAGCAUCCCCGCAGCCAAGGGGUUCGAGAUCGGGGCGGGCUUCGCGGGGUGCGCGGGGCUGGCGGGGAGUGCGGCGAACGAUGCGUUUGUCGUCGACGACAGUGCAGAUCAGCGGACUGGUGGUGACGACCGGGGGAGGAGCGGGAGGAAGUGGAGCAGGUUGAGGACUCGCACGAAUCACUCUGGCGGCGUGCAAGGCGGCAUCACCAAUGGCGAGCACGUCUUCUUCACCGUCGCCUUCAAGCCGCCGGCGACGAUUGGCCAGGCUCAGCGUACGGCUGGCUGGGACGGCGUCGAUGGUGUGCUGGCGGCGAAGGGCCGGCACGAUCCGUGCGUCGUCCCGAGAGCGGUGCCCGUCGUCGAAGCUAUGGCUGCGCUCGUCAUCAUGGACGCGGUUCUGGCGCAGCAGGCGCGAUCGGCGGCGCGGGAGCUACUCGCGGCUUCAGAGAAGGCUGUGUGA